Molecule: messenger RNA, 1249 nt
Organism: Pectinophora gossypiella (pink bollworm)
Lineage: Eukaryota; Metazoa; Arthropoda; Insecta; Lepidoptera; Gelechiidae
Product: probable 3-hydroxyacyl-CoA dehydrogenase B0272.3
Exons: 5
Coding region: 139-1062 (307 amino acids)
Biological process (GO): fatty acid beta-oxidation
Cellular component (GO): mitochondrion
Molecular function (GO): NAD+ binding; (3S)-3-hydroxyacyl-CoA dehydrogenase (NAD+) activity
Source: RefSeq, a predicted model, not a curated record
AGUUUUUAUCAUGAAUUAUCAGUUUGUGGCUUGUGCACCGCGUACCGGUUGUUCGCGGGGUACAACUAGCGGGAAUUGUUUACCGACCGCCGCUCACUUCAUUUCGCCACCGGCUUUCUCUGAGUGAAAUCGUACGUCAUGAACAAACUAGUCGGGAUUACUAGGAACUUUUCUAGUUCUGCAACACAAAAUGCGAUCAAAACAGUCACUGUGAUCGGUGGCGGGCUUAUGGGCUCGGGAAUUGCGCAGGUUGCAGCACAAGCCGGCCAGAAUGUGGUCCUCAUAGACGCAUACCCUGAACAGCUGGAGAAAGCCCAGAAGUCCAUCCAGGGUAACUUGACUCGUGUGGCUAAGAAGCAGUAUAAAGAUGACACUGGCAAGAUCGAAAGCUUUGUUAAGGAGUCCUUCGGUAGGAUCCAGAUGUCAACAAAGGUGGAGGAUGGUGUUAAGUCUGACCUGAUUGUCGAGGCCAUUGUAGAAAAGCUUGAUGUCAAGCAAGAACUGUUUAAUAAGCUAGAUCAGUUGGCGCCUGCGCACACCAUCCUGGCCACGAACACCUCCUCUAUCUCUAUCAACGAGAUUGGUGCCGGGAUCAAACGCAAGGACAGGUACGGUGGUCUCCAUUUCUUCAACCCGGUGCCGGUGAUGCGCCUGCUAGAGGUGAUCAAGGGUGACCACAUCUCCGAAGAGACGUACCAAGCGAUGAUGGCGUGGGGCAAGUCUGUUGGCAAGACUUGCAUCACCUGCAAGGAUACCCCUGGCUUCGUGGUCAACAGGCUGCUCGGCCCAUACAGUGCUGAGGCGCUCAGGAUGUAUGAGAGAGGCGACGCGUCGGCCCGAGACAUCGACAUUGCAAUGAAGUUAGGCGCGGGCUACCCAAUGGGUCCUCUAGAACUGGCUGAUUUCACGGGUUUGGAUACCAAGAAGUUAAUCCUAGAGGUUAUGUUAGAGAAGACAGGAAACCCAAUGUUCAGGCCUAUACAAUUGCUGGACAAAUUAGUCAGUGAGGGGAAACUCGGCAGAAAGAGCGGGCAAGGCAUAUAUAAGUAUGAAACUAAAUAAAGAUUACAAAUAUUUAUAAAUACAUAAGAUACGACACGGGAGAGAAAAUAGAAGUAAAUAGAGGCAGGUGAAGACCAAGAAGAAAGAUGGAACAAUUAAAGCUGUGGCAAAUCUUAUAAAGAAGUUUUAGAAUAUGCUCCGCCCACAAGAGCGUGACCUCUAACAUUAUUCCAAAGCAUUUUUCAAU